Messenger RNA from Telopea speciosissima, 2412 nucleotides. RefSeq names its product histidine kinase CKI1-like. The record is from RefSeq and is a predicted model, not a curated record. NCBI's taxonomy places the organism in Eukaryota, Viridiplantae, Streptophyta, Magnoliopsida, Proteales, Proteaceae. The transcript is spliced from 5 exons. Gene Ontology annotation, biological process: phosphorylation; phosphorelay signal transduction system. The coding region runs from base 1 to 2406 and encodes 801 amino acids. Gene Ontology annotation, cellular component: nucleus. Gene Ontology annotation, molecular function: phosphorelay sensor kinase activity.
AUGGAUAUCAUGAGUUCCUUCUCUAGUAUCUACUUUCAUGAUAGGGAGUUGUACUUGGCCACUGAAUAUGGGGAUGCACCCGCUCAUAGUGGACCUGUAAGCAAUAAACUUAUGAAACAAACUGGAGAUUCGAUAAGUCAGGUGUAUUUAUAUGCUAUUUCUCGUGAGAGAUUAAUGGGUCUUUUUCGUAUGGAUUUCAAACUAGCACUUCCCCUUUUGUUAGUGAUGCUCCUAUCCAUGGUUAUCUCUAUUUCUUUUAUUUUGUUCUUAACUAUAAGAGCAGCAAGACGAGAAAUCUUAUUACGUGCCAAAUUGAUAAAGCAAAUGGAGGCAACUCAACAAGCAGAAAGAAAAAGUAUGAACAAGAGCCUUGCUUUUGCUAGUGCAAGCCAUGAUGUACGUGCUGCCUUGGCAACCAUUACUGGUUUGAUUGAAUUUUGUUAUGAAGAGGUUCAUCCUAGAUCAAAGUUGAAGAUGAACCUGGUGCAAAUUAAUAAUUGUGUAGAGGAUCUUUUAGGAAUAUUAAAUUCUAUCUUAGAUAUAAGUAAAAUUGAAGCUGGAAAAAUGCAACUUGUGGAGGAUGAAUUUAAUUUGGUAGAACUUUUAGAAGAUGUGGUAGAUGUAUACUAUAAUGUUGGUAUAAGGAAAGACAUUGAUGUGGUUUUUGAUCCUUGUGAUGACUCCGUUUUCAAGUUCUCUAUCGUUAAAGGUGAUCGUGGAAAACAUAAGCAAAUCCUAAGUAACCUACUUAGCAAUGCUGUAAAGUUUACAACUGAGGGGCAUGUCUCACUUCGGGCUUGGGUAAAGAAAGCAAGCUUAGCAAACUCCAUACUUGAUUCCAAUCAUAAUAGCAUGUGGAGGUGUUUGUCACAGUUGGUUUACAAGAAUAGGAAGGCUUAUAAUGACUUCAAUGUUCUUCAUCCGAUGCAGCAGAAUCCAAAUACAAUGGAAUUUGUAUUUGAGGUGAAUGAUACUGGUAAGGGAAUUCCGAAGGAGAAGCAGAGCUAUGUCUUUGAGAAUUUUGUCCAAGUUAAAGAAACAGCACUGGGACAAGGAGGCCAUGGACUAGGACUUGGCAUUGUUCAGUCAUUGGUACGUUUAAUGGGUGGUGAAAUCCGUAUCAUGGAUAAAGAACAUUGUGAAAGAGGCACUUGUUUUAGAUUCAGUGUCUUUCUUACUAGAUGUGGAGCUACAACUGUUACUAGUACCGGAGAAGAGAAUACAUUACAAAGUAGUCACAUCUCAAAUGAUUUAAAGCAAAAUUCAGGGCUACAUAUUCGGCGCCAAACUUCUAAGUUUGAUAGCUCUCAUGUGGUACUCUUAAUUCAAAGUGAUGAAAGGAGAAGAAUCUCUCAAAGGAUAAUUGAAAGCCUCGGCAUAAAAGUGUCCAUUGUUAAUCGAUGGGAACAUCUUUUUCCUACCCUUGAGACUAUUAAACACAGAUUAAACCUCAACCAUCUUAGCUCUUCAGGAAAAUCUGAGUAUGGAUCACCUAUUAACUACAGAUCUAAGGUACUAGCAAAAGAUGGAAGUGAUUUUAUCCCUACUCGACACAAAAAGUUAAGUUUCAGAAAUACCAGCUUCAUAUUACUUGUGAUUGAUGUUGAUACAGGGCCCUUUUUAGAGAUGCAUUCAGUUAUUGCUAAUUUUAAUGAAGAACUCUAUAAUACACGUUGUAAGGUUAUUUGGUUAGACAAACCAAUUACUGGUACCUCUCAUGCGCAAGGCCUUCAAGAGGAUAAACUAGUUCAUUAUGAAUAUGUGGUAUCAAAACCACUCCACGGUUCUCGUUUGUAUCAAUUGCUUAGAAUUCUACCAGAAUUUGGGGGAAAUGCCAAAGGUGAUUUAGUGAAACCGAAAGAGGAACUAGUCGCACAGAUAAAUUUGGAUCCUGGUCCAUCUGCUGGAAAACCUUAUCGCAAAUCUAAAUCACAACUUAUGCAAUCCCAACAUGAGUAUUACUCACAAGAAGGAAAUGACAAACCCUUGAGUGGAAAGAAAGUAUUGGUUGCUGAAGAUGUUGAGGUUUUGCGCAAAGUGGCUAUUGCUAUUCUUUUUCGUCUUGGUGCAACGGUUGAUUCUUGUGUGAAUGGGGAAGAGGCAUUAGAACAGGUUUCUAAGGCACUAGCUGAAACAAAUUCAAGUACAAAGGCAGCUGAUAAAAUUCUUCCUUAUGAUUUGAUAUUCAUGGAUUGCGAGAUGCCAAUAAUGGAUGGGUAUGAAGCAACUACAAUGAUACGCUUGGAGGAGAGGAGGUAUGGUAUUCACAUCCCCAUUGUAGCAUUAACAGCCCAUGCAACAGCGGAGGAAGCAACUAAGAUUGUCCAGUCUGGAAUGGAUUUUCAUUUAACCAAACCACUAAAAGUAGAUCAAUUGUUGGGUUUACUUCAAAAUAACAGUUUGUGAAGUCUC